This is a messenger RNA of Rotaria sp. Silwood1, 1923 nucleotides long. Lineage: Eukaryota; Metazoa; Rotifera; Eurotatoria; Philodinida; Philodinidae. The record is from the annotation of a GenBank genome assembly.
AUGAAAAAAUCAUAUUAUUGUCUAUGGAUUUUUCUUAUUACAAUACAAAAAUUUCUUCAAUACGGUCAAACUCAAUCCAUCAAUGAUGAUUCAUUAGAUCCAUUGAGUAUGGAUGAAGCUUAUUUAACAAUUAGCAAUAAAAAUUAUUCAGAGUCUAUUAUAUUUAUGUAUAAUUUAGUCGUAUGUGAAAAAUGUAAUUUUGAAUUCUUAGGUGAUGUUAUUCCAUAUAAUUCAAGUGAAACAGUUAUAAUUAAUACAAAAUAUGCUCAUGAUUUUCAAAUUUUUACUAAAUCUACCAAUAAAACAUUACAAUGUUCAAUAAAAUCACAUAAAUUUUUCGAACAUGGAUCAUAUUUAUUUGAAAUUAUUGAAAUAGCACAAAAUCAAGAUAUUUGUUCAAUAAAACAAACAAAAGAAUCAAGUUAUUAUUGGUUACCUAUAAUUAUUGGAAUGUCAAUUCUUUUAACAUUUAUUUUAUUGAUUCAAUUAUGCCAUCCGAUAUCACGUAGUCGACUUGUUACUCGUUUUCUUCCAAAUGUUAUUCAACAAGGAUUAAUAAAUAAUGAUUUAAUUGUUUCAUUACCAAAUAAUCCAACAACAAUUACUAAUGAUCCUAAUGAUGAUAUUAUUCGUACACUUUCAACUAGUAGUGAAUUACCAUUAGUUGGAUCAACACGAUUAUCAAAUAAUACAAUACGUAUAACAAAACUUUUACCAAAACGACUUCGUUCAUUGGAUACUUUUCGAGGAUUUUCAUUGAUGGUAAUGAUAUUUGUUAAUUAUGGAGGUGGUGGUUAUUGGUUUUUUAAACAUUCAAUAUGGAAUGGUUUAACUGUUGCUGAUUUAGUUUUUCCAUGGUUUACUUGGAUAAUGGGUGUAUCAAUUGUUUUUUCACAUUGUUCUAUGCGUGCAAAAAGUGUACGAAAAAGAAUAAUUUUUUUAAAAAUAUGUCGACGAACUCUCAUACUUUUUAUUUUAGGUUUAAUAUUACAAGGUGGUUAUUCACGAUGGGUAUAUAUUCGAAUUUUUGGUGUUCUUCAACGUUUAGCAUUAUGUUAUUUUUUUGCUGCUAUACUUGUUUUAAUUUUUGAUGAUGCAGAAGAUGAACCAUAUUCAUCACAAUGGCCAAUACGUAAUGAUGUUCGUCAACAAGUAUGCACAGAAUUAUCAAAUACUUUCUUUCAUUUUUGGCCACAAUGGAUUUUUAUAUUAUUAAUAACUCUUCUUUGGAUAUUGAUUACAUUUAUUCCUAAAUUUGAAAAUUGUCCAAGAGGUUAUUUAGGUCCCGGUGGAAAACAUGAACAUGGAAAAUAUCAAAAUUGUACUGGAGGAGUUGCUGGAUAUCUUGAUCGAUUAAUUCUUCGAAAUUCUCAUAUGGAUAAUCAUCCAACAUGUAAAGAUAUUUAUGAUACUCAAAUACCAUAUGAUCCUGAAGGUCUUUUGGGUAUUUUAACUGGAACUUUACUUUGUUAUCUUGGUGUUCAAGCUGGUCAUAGUUUUGCUCAUUCAACACGUAUACGUCGUGUUUGUGCACAUUGGCUUAUAUCUGGUUUUAUUUGUGGAUCUAUUGGUUUAUUAUUAUCUAAAGGUGGUUAUUCAGAUGGUUGGAUACCAAUUAAUAAAAAUCUUUGGUCACUUAGUUUUAUACUUGUUUUAGCUGGUUUAGCUUUUAUUAUUUUAACAAUACUUUAUUUACUUAUUGAUGUUUAUAAAUGGUUUACUGGUGAACCAUUUUUAUGGUUAGGUAUGAAUUCAAUUGUUAUUUAUGUUGGUCAUGAAGUUUGUUCAAAAACAUUUCCUAUACAAUUUCAAGUCGAAGAAACAACACAUGCACAAUUACUUGCUAUGCAUCUUUUUGGAGUUUUCUUUUGGACAAUCAUUGCUGGUAUUAUGUAUCGUAAAAAAAUAUUUAUUGCGAUUUAA